This is a messenger RNA of Caenorhabditis elegans, 1331 nucleotides long. It is a transcript of the gene Y32B12C.1, whose product is annotated as Smr domain-containing protein. The transcript has 4 exons. The record is from RefSeq and is marked reviewed. NCBI's taxonomy places the organism in Eukaryota, Metazoa, Nematoda, Chromadorea, Rhabditida, Rhabditidae. The coding region runs from base 7 to 777 and encodes 256 amino acids.
UUUAAGAUGCGUCCAGAAGAACUGACUAAACGAUUCAAUGAGUUUUCGUUGUGGAUGACGGAAGAAGGAGUGGAACAAAUGAGCUCUUACAGAAAUACAAACUGGGAAGCCCUCAAAACAGAGCUCGGAAAACUUCCCACUCUUCGACAUAGCUGCAAAAAUCAUGUACCUCAGUUAGUCAAAGAGUUCUGCCUUGAAAAACGAAGAUAUGGAGUUAACCCGAUGUAUGUGCACUUCUUAUUUUGCUACUACAAAAAAAAUAUUGAGGACACUCGUGGAAGAUUGGAAGACGAUAAAGAAACUUUAGAAGAAAUUCAAAGAACCCACGACGAACUCAACGUAAAAUUUGAAGAACUCAACAAAGUGAAAACAUUUAUCAAAAAGCAAAAGGAAAGCAAAGGAAACGUUUAUUUACCAAACGAAUAUACAGAAAAGCAUCGUCUUCAAAACACGAUUGACAACUUGAAAGACAAGAUUCAAAUUCUUGUUUCAACAAGAAACGAGCAACUGUGGGACUUUGACAAUAUUCCUGAUGGAUUCCAGCCAAUGCUGGAACUGCACCAUUUAAAAAAAGACCAAGUUGUCUAUUUUGUGGAGAAAUAUCUUCAAAGAUACACUCUUGGCAAUAAACACAAAGAAAUUCAACUGAUUGUUGGAAAAGGCUCGCACUCGAUUGACAAUGAUUCUGCAAUUCAGAGAAAAAUCCGGAGAAACUAUGCUGAAAAUGUGCGCUCACACCCUAAGAACUACGGUAUUCUUCUGUUGAAAGUUCCUUGAAAGUAAUCGAUUUGAAGUAAUCGAUCAAAAAUGUGUUAGCUUUAUCAAAAACAACAUUUGAAUUCGUAUAACAACAAAACACAUUUACUUAUUAUUACUAAGAACAUUUUUGCAUUUUCGUCGAAAAAAAAUUCCAAAAAAAAAUUAAAAUUCUAAAACUGACAGCCCUGAUUUGUUGAUCAUAUUGUUGUUAUUUUGUUUUUAUAAUUCGCCACUUUGAUUUUGCGUUUUCCACUUUUCAAGGCAUCCUGAAGGGUCGACCCAUCGACCCAUCGUAAAAAACCUAUGAGGCGAUAGGCGGGGCGAGGCGUAACUACGUCGCCUAUGUGGAUGCUUGGCUCAAAUAUCGAAAAAGGUUAUGUCUCCUUUAUUUUUUUAUUGAGAAUUGAGUCGUCCAGAGAAUAUUUCGUUUUUUUCUAAUUUUAUUGAAUGAAAAAUUGGUGUUUUUUUCUGACCCCCGUCCCUUCCGAUUUUCUAUUCUUAUAUUUAUAUUGUUUCUCGCUUUACUGUGAUAUAUAUGCUCAAUCGUUACUCAAUAAAUGUUUUCAUUGCAA